UAUUUCAGCAACAAACGAAGAAAAAAAAAAAAAAAAAAAAAACAAGCGAUCAGAGAGAGAGAAUCAGAGCGAGAGAGUGGAAAUUCCAUCGCUGUGAGGACCGUACGCGUAAGGCUGGGAAUGGAUGAAGAAGAAGGAAGAGACUGCAUUGAUUUUUCGAUGAAGAUUGGUCCGAAUCCGUGAGAUUCACGCAAAUCCAAUCCCUCAGAUCGAUUUGCUCUGCAUUGAUUUCUCUGCAUUGAUUUCUCUUCUCUCUUUCUCUGCUCGUUUCCUAGUCGAUUUUUUUGGAAUAAACAAAUGAACGGCGGCGGAGAGGGCCUCGCGGCUCUGGCGACGUCAGGGGUGGCCGUAUCGCCGCUCGAGUGGAAGUUUGCGAAGGUCUUCGGAGAAAGGACCGCCGGCGAAGAAGUUCAGGAAGUUGAUAUAAUAUCCGCUAUUGAAUUUGAUAGAACGGGGGACCACCUUGCCACUGGAGAUUGUGGAGGCCGCGUGGUUUUAUUUGAAAGAACUGAUAUAAAGGAUCAUGGUGGACACCGGAGAGAUCUGGAGAGGAUGGAUUAUUCAAUCAGUGGGCAUCCUGAGUUCCGCUAUAAAACUGAAUUCCAGAGUCAUAAAAUCGAGUUUGAUUAUCUUAAGAGCUUGGAAAUUGAGGAAAAAAUCAACAAGAUCAGAUGGUGUCAAACAGCUAACGGUGCACUGUUUCUCCUCUCCACUAGUAGCAAAACCAUCAAAUACUGGAAGGUGACCGGUCAAGAGACGAGCCUUGUGGCUAGAUGUCGAAGACUCUAUGCCAAUGCUCAUGACUAUCAUAUUAAUUCGAUUUCAAAUAACAGCGGUGGUGAAACUUUUUUAUCAGCUGAUGACCUUCGAAUUAAUCUUUGGAACCUAGAGAUUAGCAAUCAAAGUUUUAAUAUUGUUGACAUGAAGCCGGUAAACAUGGAGGAUCUAACUGAGGUGAUAACAUCCGCUGAAUUUCACCCUACUCAUUGUAACAUGUUGGCAUACAGUAGCUCAAAAGGCUCAAUUCGUCUUAUAGAUCUGCGGCAGUCAGCUUUAUGUGACACUCAUAGCAAAUUGUUUGAAGAACAAGAAGCGCCCGGCUCAAGAUCUUUUUUCACUGAAAUAAUAGCAGCAAUUUCAGAUAUUAAGUUUGCUAAGAACGGAAGACAUAUACUAAGUCGGGAUUACAUGACUCUUAAGUUAUGGGACAUCAACAUGGAUUCUGGCCCAGUUGCCACUUUUCAGAUUCAUGAACAUCUAAGACCAAAGCUCUGUGAUUUAUACGAAAAUGAUUCUAUCUUCGAUAAGUUUGAGUGCUGUCUAAGUGGAGAUGGACACCGAGUGGCAACAGGUUCUUACAGCAAUCUGUUUCGAGUGUUUGGUUGUUCUGAAGGGAGCACAGAAGCAACAACAUUGGAGGCCAGCAAAAACCCCCUGAGGAGACAAGUUCAAUCUUCGGGCAACCUUCGUCGUGUUAUCAGGCGAGGUAUGUUCUUCCAUCAUAACAUAAAAGGUGCGGAUAACUCUGGAGCUGAUGCAAACGGAAAUCCUUUUGACUUCACAACAAAGUUGCUACAUCUUGCAUGGCACCCUUCUGAGGAUUUAAUCGCCUGUGCUGCUUCAAGCAGCCUAUACAUGUAUUAUGCGUAAAAGUAGUACGGAAAGUUGCUUGUCUUGGCCGGCAAAGCUCUUCUGAUUUCUAUUGACAAAACGUUGCUUGCCUUCUUCUCCGGCUAGUGAUGUUAAGAUUUGUCGGCUUAAUUCGUCUGGUUAUCGGGUGUUUAUUGUUUUAGGUAAAUGUUUUUGGUGUAGGCAAACUGAUCAUCUCUAUAUUGUACGAGGUUCGGUCAUAAUUUCGAAGCAUAUGGACUAGUUUUGGUGAAUUAGGUGCUUCCUUCAUUUAGUUUGUGCUGACAUUAGUAUAUAGCCCUUGGGGGCUAGGAAUUUGUAACAAACUUUUCUCUUGUUCCUAAACCACUAUUUUAUCAAGUAUAUGGUGAACUUUCCUCUUUUUGUU
This is a messenger RNA of Malus domestica (apple), 2017 nucleotides long. Its product is annotated as serine/threonine protein phosphatase 2A 55 kDa regulatory subunit B beta isoform-like. NCBI's taxonomy places the organism in Eukaryota, Viridiplantae, Streptophyta, Magnoliopsida, Rosales, Rosaceae. The record is from RefSeq and is a predicted model, not a curated record. Gene Ontology annotation, molecular function: protein binding; protein phosphatase regulator activity. Gene Ontology annotation, cellular component: cytosol; protein phosphatase type 2A complex.